AUCCUGUCAUCUGGGAGAAAACGCUAUGCAACCUGGUGAAAGUCAACUGUCAUUUCAGAGGAAAGUCACCUCCAUCUAUAUAGUUGAGGAGUAAGACAGGCAGAAAACCAACAAUAUGCAGGCAGCAUUAUAACUACCAGAAGACAUGUUAUAGAGCACACCAUCUCUAAGUAAACAUACAAGGCAGGAACAUCAUAUCACUAUCUGAAAAUACCCUGAAGGCCUACAAACAUAAGGGUUGUUCACAGGAAGAGUCUCACCACCCCUGUUAUAGAGCCAUGCUGAUGAGCUAUUUGGAGGACCCACUGAAAGAAUUUAAUUUGGGGUUGCUGCCACAGCAAGUGGGAAGUUUCUCAUGCAAAAUGAGGGUUAUGAGAACCGGAAGAGCUUCUGGGAUAUAUCACUGUGUAGUCCGUUGAAAGUCAACCGUCAUUGCAAAGGAACAUAUCGCCUAAGGUCUAAUAAGCCAUGCAAGCUAUCAGAGUGAAAGCAGGUGGCAAGCAGAGUUAUGAGGACUUGCCUUCCUUUCUGUUGCUUCAAACAGAACAGUAGUACCAUUUGUCACAAAGUUGAAUUUAAGGAGCCAUAAAUAAGCAAUCGCUUAUGGGGAGACUGUUACACAUAUUCACAAAAUGUGAAUAAUUUUCUCGAAUUUAAAAGAUCUGUAAUCUGGGAAAACCUGCUAAUAAGGCUGCAAAAAUGUUAAUAGACUUGCUAUUAUUUUUUAUUGUGAAAAAUAAUAGUAAAUACAAAGAAGGCCUAGGCAAUGCCCAUCUGACAGACUUACAUACUUUUUAUUGUGAAAAAUAAUUGUAAAUACAAAAAAAGAGCAAGGCAACGCCCAUCUGGCCUUCUGUAGCACUGCAUUAUUUUUUAAUUGUAGAAAAAAUAUUGUAAGUAAAAAAAAAAAGUAGUGACCAAAAAAAAAACGCCUGGGCACUGCGCAUGCGGCCUUUUGUAGCACAUUCUAAUAAACAUCUUAUUCUAUAAUGUAGGUAAUUCCGCGAUUGUUAAUAUAGAUCUUGACUUAAAUCUGCGAGAACACUGUAAAUAAUCAGUACAAUUACCUCUUUUUACUUUUCUUACAUAUCUAUUAGCACUGCAUUACGAUAGAGAUGCAUCAUUCUGCCAUCUGUGAAAUAUUACAGACUACAAAGCUAGUAUGUAGUUCAGUAUUUACUCAACAGGUUGCUCAUGUAUCGCCGCGGGUCGAAACAAACUACACUAACCGGCAAUCAAAAGUACAAGCCCAACAUGGCGGCAGAAAGGCCGCUGGAGCAGAACACAUUGGAAAUUAGAACCAAAAGUAUCGAGCAAACUCUUAUACCCCUAGUAAAACAGAUCUCGACUCUAGUGACCCAUCGGGAACGGCCACUAUGUUCAGAGCGCAGUCUGAGGGCUGUGGCACGGGUUGGGCAGGCUGUGAAUCUGGCUGUGGAGAGGUUUGUCACAGUGGGGGAAACAAUAGCAGAUGACAACCUUGAGAUCAAGGAGGAUAUGUACGAGGCAUGCAAAGAGGCACGUGCAGCUGGCACUGCUAUUGAAAAGCUAUGUGAGGCUGCUCUGGAAGAUUCCCUGACAGACCGAGGAGCUGUUGUCCGGGCUGCGCGAUGUUUGCUUGGCUCCGUCACGAGAGUUCUGCUGCUGGCAGAUGUCGUAGUUGUAAAACAGCUGCUACUUGCGAAGGACAAGGUUGCUCGAAGCUUGGGUCGGCUGGAGAGUGUAACAAACUUCACCGAGUUUGUGAAGGCAUUCAGCCAGUUUGGGGCAGAGAUGGUGGAGCUUGCUCACCUCACAGGGGAUCGUCAGAAUGACCUCAAGGAUGAGAGGAGAAAGGCACAAAUGGCAGCAGCGCGACAAGUACUGGAGCGCUCGACGAUGAUGCUUCUUACCUCUUCCAAGACUUGUUUACGGCAUCCUGAUUGCCCGUCUGCGCGGGAGAACCGUGACACAGUUUUCUGCCAGAUGAGACGUGCUAUGGACCUGAUACAUUACGUUGUUAAAGAUGGAGUAAUGGACUCAGCUGCACAGCUGGGUGAUACCAUAUCUCCUGUGGAUCAACAUGGUGCUAGUGAGGAUGACUGGGAGGUGAGCCUCACCGUGUCUGGAGGAUUGAAGCAGUUGGAAGAUCUCGUGGAAAUGACUCGACUUACUCUCCUGGGACCUGACUCAAAAGAACGACUAACUCAGGCAUUGGACACCAUAGCCGAGCGGACACAAGAUUUCACAGACUCGGCCUAUACGAGCCAUGAGCACCGUGAGAACAUUCUUCUGUUGUGCGACCGUGCUAAGCUCGAACUCAAUCAGCUGCUACGUGUCGGUGUCAGUCUGGAACAAACGGAAGGCAGCUCGCCAACCCAUGAGAUGGAGCAGGCAGUCAUGGCACUUCUCCAGGCAACACGUGACCUGAGGCACCAACUUCAAGCCACCACUAUGGCGCAAGCUGCAGACCUUACUUCUGUCGUGAACGCCGGGCGUGACAUGGUGAAUGUCAUUCGAAAUGUAGCAUUAGCCUCUGACACGGAUCGUUUGAUGGAAUGCGCUGAUAAGUUUCAUGAAUACAUAGAACACAUCCUAGAGGUGUGCAAAUUGUUGCGGCACACUGCUUCCACGGAUAUGCUCCAAGUAUCGGCAAAAUAUGCAGAAAUCAACCUCAGGAUAUACGGACCGCAGGUUGUAACUGCGGCACAUACGCUUUCUAUUCACCCUACCUCGAAAAUUGCCAAGGAGAAUUUGGAAGUUUUCGCCGAUAUGUGGGACGCGCUGGUAUCGGAUGUGACUGCUGUUGCCAAGGAUGUGGUCGAUCUUUGUGGCCGUUCCAUGGAUGACAGCAAGCAAGUGUACAUGUCCCUUCCUAGACCAGGGAAACAUGGUACAACCAGUAAACCUUUGAAGCCUGUUCGAUUGGAUUCUGAGGAACAAGCUAAGAUUGCUAAAGCUGGUCUCGAGAUGAAGCUGAUUACAUCAGAGAUGGAUGCCGAAACUGAUAAGUGGCAGGAGAGUGGUGGUGGAGGUGCUGCUUUGGAGGAAAACAACGACAUAGUGAAGCGAGCGAAGAACAUGAGCAGUAUGGCCUUCUCCAUGUACCAGUUCACAAGAGGAGAAGGUGCUCUGAAGACGACACAGGACCUCUUCACCCAGGCCGAGUACUUUGCCGAGGAGGCCAACAGGCUGUACAAAGUGGUGCGGCAGUUCUCAUAUCAGGUUCCUGGAGGAAUCCAUAAAAAGGAGUUACUGGAGAAUCUGGAUCGUGUUCCUACGUACGUGCAACAGCUGCAGUUCACAGUGAAGAACCCCACAGUUGGCAAAGCUGCCACAUUCACGAAGGUGGACAAUGUGAUUCAGGAGACCAAGGGCCUUAUGGAUGUAAUUUCUAAAGUGGUGACGACGUGUUUCACUUGCGCCACCAAAUAUAACCUUGACUUCCGCGGACUGUCAUCACGAAGCGGCGUGUCAGGUUCCCCAUUCAGAGAGGAGGAUGGAACUGGAGCAGGAGCCGGUGGCGAGGGCGGAAAGUUGGGCACCGGGUCAGGAACGGACCCAUCCAUCUGACAGUUUGGAAUGGCCCGUCGGGCCAAGGGAGAUGCACGACGUACACGAGUCUCCUUCUUGCUCUUCUAGAUGGACACCGUUCAUCUUGGGCUGUAAUAACCCAGGAAGACUGAGCCUUCAAUAGGGUGAUUCAUUGGCUGCAGACACCAAUUUUGUUUCAGGGUCAUGUUGGAAGGUGAGGUGCUGGAAUUGAGGUUUCAGUAGUCUUUUGAUGUUGCACUAUAUUUGCACACCUCUAGAUUAUUAUUCUUGCUGCUAAAACCUGAUUUUAGGUUAGGACAACUCUCACAUAAAGGCUUGCUAGGUCCUUAUUAUGGGAAGUGCUAUGAUCCCAUGGUUGGUGGCUCAGAUUUUUGCAAGAACAGUAUAGGAAUAGGCAGACAGGCAUCCAUUCUCAAAGCAGGACUUGCACCUGUGUUCCUAGUGUUAAUGCAAGCUGCAAUGUGCAUAUCUUAAACCCGUCAUGAGUUUGAACUGUGUAGAUUUUCCAGUCAUAUGACAUCUCAGAAUUGACAUUUUUUUUUUAAGCUAAUGUUGAAAGUGGAGUUAAUUUCAUAAACUUAUUUCCAUGUCCACUUUAUUGAUUGAAAAAAAUGUUUUUUAACAACUGCGUGCCUUAAAAUUUUUUUGUAGUUUUCCUGUUAAAGUGGGUACCAUUCUUUUUUGAGAGUUCGGGUUUUCUUCUGGGAUGUGACAUCAUGUAGUCUGGUGGAUCAUUACACUAUUUUGAGAGGAAAUAUAGCCUUCAUCUCCAAUUUUUACCCUUCUACCAUGAAGAUGGGGGCAGUGUAUUCCUCCAAAAUAUUAAUAAUGUUCUACCACAUUACAUGGCGUCACAUCGUAGACAACUGUGAUGAUCGGAUAUCAUUUUAGAUUUCAGAUUGUGGUCUUUUGGAAUGUAGUGCCAUGUAGUAUGUUAGGUAGAUACCAACAUUUUGUAACAGCCUGCUAUCUUCAUCUUCUGGCAGCAUGUUCAUCCAAAACAUUGGUACUGUCAGGUGUCACAGCGACUAAAUACAGGGUUCUGAUUGGUAAUUGGAUUUAUUAACCACCUGCAGGUCAUAACUACAGUUAGUUCUUACACUCUCAAGACUGCUGUAACUAUUUUCUUUUGAACUUCGGAACUCAAGUGAAGUCCAUCUAUUACUCGCUCCUCCAGCUUACGACUGACUGCAAACAGCCUUUGCUGUCCCCCACAAACCUUUGGCAUAGACCUACAGAAAACAUGUCACGUGAUCUCUAUCCACGUUGUGUGAUGUCACUGCCUACACGGUGUGUAUUUAGUGAGCCGUUGCUUAGAAGUUAGCUGCAUAACCCCAUUGUUCCACUGCAGCUCAGUGCAGAUGGCUUAGAAAACACAUCUUCAUCUAUUGUUGAAUAUUGGACCGUGUUUACAGAGCCAUUGCCUGGCAACAUGUUAAUCAGAUCUGUUACAGUACCUGUUAACAUUAUUACAUGUCAUAUUCCAGAAGAUUAUGACCUGAAUUCUGACCACUAUACUCUUUGGUCACAUACAAUACCUCUUUAGCUUUGAAAUUGUGUUUUAUAAUGAGAGAAAUGUGAAUAGUUAGGACCACAAUCUCAACAUAAUACUACCUUUUUGUCUUAAAAUAGUAGAAUGUAUCAUUUUCACUAGUUUUCUUUAAUCCAAAGAAGAGGGACCAGUCUACUAGGAUUUAGUUUUGUACUGAACAUAAAAUUCUUCUAGUGGUGAGUAAAUGCCUGGCAUUACACAAGGUUUGUAAAAUGUAGAUUAUACACAAAUGUGGCAAAUACUUGGACUUUAGUCUCUUUUACAGACAAAUUUCAGAUGUAGAUCUAUGUCCUCUGUGUACAAUGCAUUUCUAAGGACAAAUAUUCUGCUUUCAGAGUUGAAGUCACUCUUCACCUCCUGUUAUGCCAUGAUAUUGUGAAGAAAAUAUUUCCUGCUAUCUAAUGGUAAAAGGUUAAAAUGAAAUGGGGUUUCCAUUGAAGACAUUCAGACCUGACAAGAGAUUUAUUAGACAUUUGAAACUUGUCCAUUGUCACAAAAAAGGCAAGAUCUUGUAGUCAUGUUUUGAACAGUUGUGACUUAGAAAUUGUGAGGUUACUCAUGCUCACAUGUAUGCAAGUUUUAGAGAGACUUUAUGUUGAUCUACCCAUAUACCCAGAUGAUAUUCCUGUUUCACCUUCACUUUUAUUUUCGCCUAUAUAUGUGUGACAUGAGAAAAUGUGAUCAUGGAAAUAUUAAUGCCAAGAUUUUGAUGAAUUCAGCCCCCUGAAUACAGGAAAGUAGUUUUUUGAUUUCUGGCUCUCUGCCUUCAUAUACGAGUAGAAGUUGAAAAUAUCUGUUUAGAGGAACCCUUGUGAGAUAUCUUUCUGUGUUAUAGAAGAAACAUAUCCUCAGAUGCACAUUUAAACUUUAUCCACUGAAACAGCGGUUCCUGCCUUUGUAUAUAGAAAUGUUUUCCAUCUCUAAAGCGGACAAUUAUGACAAAGCAAGGAAUAAUUAUGUAAAUGUUCCGAAUGCUACAACAUUAUCAUAAGAUAACAGAAGCUGUAGGUGACCAUGUUGCAUUUGGCCAUUGAAGUUUAAAGUGAAUGCAGUAAGCACCAUGGUAAAAUAAAAUUCCGUACUAAUUCACAUUUACCCCGUGGAAGCCUAGUUGGUUGAGGCACUAAGCUACAAGCUGGAAGGUUGCGUGUUCAAAUCCUGAUGAAGUCAUUGGA
Molecule: messenger RNA, 6261 nt
Organism: Cryptotermes secundus
Lineage: Eukaryota; Metazoa; Arthropoda; Insecta; Blattodea; Kalotermitidae
Gene: alpha-Catr
Product: alpha-catulin
Exons: 13
Coding region: 1195-3552 (785 amino acids)
Biological process (GO): cell adhesion; Rho protein signal transduction
Molecular function (GO): actin filament binding; cadherin binding
Source: RefSeq, a predicted model, not a curated record